GGAAAAGGGUGGAUGAAUGGGGUUCUCGGGGGGAAGGAAGGGACAGAGCAUUUGUUAACAAAGCCAUUGAAUGACCCGAGCGCUCGGCUCCUUUUUCUUCCCCUCCUGCACCUGCCUCUCUCCUCUGCAACCCUUCUUCUGCGCCUCCUCUUGCACCUUCUCCUCCCUUCUCGGUUCGAGCAUCUCCCACCCUUGGCCUGGGCGUUCAGGUACGACUAAGCGAGGGUAGAAUUUCACCUUUAGGUGGAAAUGGUGGGAAAGGUUGAGAAGGAAAACUCCAUGGAAGCGCUGAAGGCAAGUUUGAGGCAGGAGAGUUCGCAUUCGGGACAGCAGCAGCAGUUGUCGGCCGAGGAGACAAGUUGGGUUGGGGAAAGGUGGAGCUUUUCCGGCGAGGGGUUCUCCGUUGAUGAUCUUCUGAACCUAGGUGAGUUCGCGGAGAACGAGGCGGAAGAACCGGCGGUGGACGACGCAGGAAGGGAAUUGGAAACCGAAGCUGAAGCGAGGGGAAAGGAAACCGAGAAAGCCGGCACGGAUUCCUCGCCUUCUUCCUCGGCGUCGGGUCUCACCGUCGAGCUCCAGGCGCCGUUACCGCCGCCGCUUUCGGACAUAUGUCUCCCUGGUCGUGAUGCUGUUGAAGAACUUGAAUGGAUGUCCAUGAUCAUGGACGACUCCAUCUCGGAGAUUCCGCCGCCUUGCUCCUGUGCUCCACCGCUUAUUUUGCCGCUGGGAGAGGGCCAAAAGGAAAACCGCCAAGCCGGCGUCUUUGUGUCACAGCGACAAAACUCCCGUCCCUCUUUUGGACCCACCGUCUGUGCCCUCUCCACUGAGGCCAUCGUCCCGGUAAAGGCCAAGCGGAGCAAUCGCUCCCGUGGUGUCACCGCCGCCUGGUCCAUGUCCGGCCCGCUCCCCUUCGCUGACUCGUCCUCCUCCGCCUCCUCUGCCUCCUCGUGCUCCUCGACGUCCUCCUCUCCACCCUGCCUCAUAUACGACCCCUCCGCCGGCGCCGAUGAGGAAAGUUUCCUCCUUUAUAAUAUCCCAUCUCCGCCGCCACUGCCACCGCCGCUGAUCAAGAAGCACAAGCCGAAGAAGCGCGGCCGGAAGCCCAAAUUCCUGCCCACCGCCUCUGGCCCCUCCGGCGAGCGGCGGUGCAGUCACUGCGGUGUCCAAAAAACGCCCCAGUGGCGCGCCGGCCCGCUCGGCGCCAAGACGCUCUGCAACGCCUGCGGCGUCCGGUUCAAGUCCGGCCGCCUCCUCCCGGAGUACCGCCCCGCCUGCAGCCCCACCUUCGUCAGCCACAUCCACUCCAACAGCCACCGCAAAGUCCUCGAGAUGCGCCGCAAGAAGGAGACCGAGGUCCUCACCGCCGCUCCUCCCGUUGCUUCCUUUUGAGCCCGGCAAUCCCUCUCCAGUCCACUCGCCGAUGGUGCAUGUCUAACCUCCGUUUUGGCAGCGGUGUCUCUAUAGCGGAUUGGAUUUUGCGGCUUUUUAGGUAGCGUUUUUUUAGGUGCUCUGUCUCUUGUAGCUUGGCUCUUCUUCUUCUCUUCCCCCUCUUUAGUUUAGGCCAUAAUUAAGGGAAACUUUCCAUUAUUUUCGUGUGAGCUUUUACUGAAACAUAUAGCGAGCAGCGAGAAAGAUCCUUAGGAAGAAGAAGCUGCACUGUGAGUUAGAUUUUUAGCAGAAAUAGUUCUUGUGCCUUCAUCAUCACUUGUAAUAUUUUCCAACCUUAUACUUAGUCAGGAACAGGCAAUCAGGAAUCUCGUGAUGGACUGCAUUUUUCUUUCAAA
This is a messenger RNA of Zingiber officinale, 1784 nucleotides long. Its product is annotated as GATA transcription factor 5-like. Bases 250 to 1389 code for a protein of 379 amino acids. The transcript is spliced from 3 exons. Gene Ontology annotation, biological process: regulation of DNA-templated transcription. Gene Ontology annotation, molecular function: sequence-specific DNA binding; zinc ion binding. The record is from RefSeq and is a predicted model, not a curated record. Lineage: Eukaryota; Viridiplantae; Streptophyta; Magnoliopsida; Zingiberales; Zingiberaceae.